Molecule: messenger RNA, 843 nt
Organism: Cololabis saira (Pacific saury)
Lineage: Eukaryota; Metazoa; Chordata; Actinopteri; Beloniformes; Belonidae
Product: sarcolipin
Exons: 2
Coding region: 306-401 (31 amino acids)
Cellular component (GO): membrane
Molecular function (GO): enzyme regulator activity
Source: RefSeq, a predicted model, not a curated record
CAACAGUGAAGAACAGAUGCCACGUUGAGGAUCAGGCACAACAAAGAAGCUUCCAGUAAGAAAAACACAACUACCUGCACCAGAGGUCAGAUAGGAAAAAAAGAAAAGAAGAAUAUCCUCCAUCUCUUUUCCCUGUUAAUAGUGAUCUCAUUUCAAGAACAGGAAAGGUCUUGGAUUCAUCUCCAAAAAGAAGCCACGCCUUCUGACACUUAUCAGAGCUGAAAGCUCGCCUUCCUCCUCCUUCCCUCCUCUUCCCAGCUGCAGAAUCCUUGGCUCCUCCACACGGUUGCCAGUCUCCGUCCACCAUGGACCGCUCAACGCAGGAGCUGUUUCUCAAUUUCAUGAUCGUCUUGAUCACCGUGCUAUUGAUGUGGCUACUGGUGAAAACUUACCAGGACUAAAGCAUGGAGCAGCAGGAGAGAAGAUGAGCGAGAGGCCAAGCAGAUGGAGAGAUAUGUGUGGAGAGAGGCCACGCAUUUCUGCUGGCUGAAUAUUGUCCAGACACAAUGUUUACAAAGUCAUUGGUCUGAUCAAUCGCUCUAGUAUGGAUGUGAGGUUCAAUACCAUGUGACUUCUAAAGCCAGGGCAGACGCUCAAUGACAAACCAGUGUUUGUUAUUAAUUUUUAAUGUUUGUAUGCUGAGGCGCUUUGUAAUUGUGCUUAUGAGUUUCUGGUGUAAGCCUAAGCCAAAUUUAAAAAAAAAAAGAAUAUUUUUGAGGAGUGACUAAAAGUAAAACAAAAAGCAGAUUUUGACUGUGGAAACAUUGAAAGCGACAGCUAACCAGCUUUGUAAUGUCAAUAUAAGAAGUUUUAACCUUAGUCAGUGUCACUGUGUAUUCAUGU